Vicia faba (fava bean) is the source of this 426-nucleotide messenger RNA. Lineage: Eukaryota; Viridiplantae; Streptophyta; Magnoliopsida; Fabales; Fabaceae. The record is from the annotation of a GenBank genome assembly.
AUGAUGGAAUCCUAUAAGUUCAUUGAUAAAAUCGUGGAUAAAACUCUUGAAUGCAUUUCUGCAAGAAGCAAAAUGGUUUGCUUCCGGGCAUGUUCCAACAUCGGAGGAGUAUUUGAAGAAUGCAAUAGUGACAAGGAUGUUAAUUGUGAUGGCAAUGAUGGAUCAUAUUCAAAGUGUUACAUGAAGGAUAACCCAAGAGUUAGCAUUGGACAAACAAGAGAACAUAUAAGGAAACAAAUUUCAGAUGCAUGGAAACAACUCAACAAAGAAUGUUUGAACACAAAUGAGUUACCUUCAUCUUUUACUAAACUUUGUCUCAAUGCUGCAAGGAUGGUACCUGUGAUGUAUAGUUAUGAUGGCAAUACUCCUUCAAAGCUACAGAAGUAUGUGAAAUCGUUGCUUUCUGAUGAUUGUGGUUACUUAUAA